AUUGUUUGCACUACCCUAGACAACAACAAGAUCAUUCUGAACAUUGAUAACAGCAGGAUGAUAGCUGAUGACUUCAGACUGAAGUUUGAGACUGAGCUGGCCCUUCGCCAGAGUGUGGAGGCCGAUAUUAAUGGCUUACGCCACGUUCUGGAUGAACUGACCCUGUGCAGGUCGGACCUGGAGGCGCAGCUUGAGUGCCUGAAGGAAGAGCUGUGCUGUCUGAAGAAGAACCAUGAGGAGGAAAUCAAUUGUCUGAGAAACCAGUCCACUGGUGAUGUCAGCGUGGAGGUCAAUUCCUGUCCUGGCCCAGAUCUGAAGAAAAUCCUAGAGGAGAUGAGAUGCCAGUAUGAAACAAUGAUUGCACAAAAUCGCAAAGAGGUUGAGGACUGGUAUGAAUGCAAGAUUGAGGAGGUGAAUCGUGAGGUCAUCACAAGCAGUCAAGAGGUUGAGUCGUGCAACAGCCAGGUCUCUGAACUUAGACGUCAGUUGCAGUGCCUGGAGAUAGAUCUGCAAGCCCAUCUUAGCCAGAGGGACAACCUGGAAGCCUCUUUGGCUGAAACCGAAAGUCGCUACAACAGCCACCUGUGCCAGUUACAGCAACAGAUCACCUGUGUGGAGCAGCAACUGGCUGAGCUGCGAGCAGAAAUUGAGUCCCAGAACCACGAGUACAAGGUCCUCCUGGAUGUCAAAUGUCGACUGGAGCAGGAGAUUCACACUUACCGCUGCCUGCUGGAAGGAGGACAGCGUGACAUUGUUGGCUCGGAAGGAGGGUAUGGCGUAGCAGGUGGAAUAGGAGGAGGAACAGUCAUUAAAACUUCCCACUCCUACUCUUCAUCUUCCCACUCUCUCCCCCAUGUCACGUCUUGCCACCCUGGUGAUCUAAAAGGGCACGGCAGAAAGAUUUGUGACUAAGAAGCUAAACCGGCAUCUUCCAGAGCAAGACCCACCGAGCAAGGACCAACCCAUAGACAA
Molecule: messenger RNA, 972 nt
Organism: Terrapene triunguis (Three-toed box turtle)
Lineage: Eukaryota; Metazoa; Chordata; Testudines; Emydidae
Product: keratin, type I cytoskeletal 17-like
Exons: 7
Molecular function (GO): structural molecule activity
Source: RefSeq, a predicted model, not a curated record